UCCAACUUUUUCUAAAUUACAAAUGUUCGCUAACUUUCUCCGGAAACCCAGAGUCGCCGCCAUCGCCGCCACCGCCGCCACCACUGCUGUGAAACCCUCCCUCUUUUCCACCCUCCAACACCCGCCAACAGAAAUCCGACCUCUCGAAAAAUCAGCUCUCCAAUCACUAGUCCUCUCCCACUAUCGCCACGGCAAAUUCCAGAGCCUCCUCCAAAACAUCGUCGCUUCACCCUCCCUCCUCCUCACCGCCUGCCACAACCUCCGAAAGCAUGCCCCCGACUCGCCGCCACCGCCGCUCACUCUCGACUCGGUGUCGACUCACUUCUUCUCCCUGCAAGAGCUCUCUUCUCAGCUCGCCAACAACUCGGUCGACGUCGAAUCGUGCUGCAUUUCCGUUUUCCCGAAAUCGCGGAAAGGUGAAGCCCUAGUCCUGCCCAAUCUGAAGCUCAAAGUGGUACUCGAAGCUAUUAGGAUUGUACUAGAAGUCAUUUACGAUGAUAGGUUCGUCACAUUUUGUUAUGGCGGCCGCGCGAACAUGGGCCGCCACACCGCAAUUAGGUAUUUGAAGAACUCAGUUGAGAACCCUAAUUGGUGGUUUAGUGUCAAAUUCGAUGAUCAAUUGUUUCAAUCUAGGCAUGUUGGUAAUCUAUGCUUGAUGCUAGGGCAGAAAAUUGAUGAUUGCGAUUUUCUUGAUUUGAUUAGAAGGUUGUUCGGAUGCAGAGUAGUUUCUGUCAAUUUGGGUGGAGUUUGUUUAGGUAGAGGGCUGCCUCAAGAAUGUGCAUUGAGUUCAAUUUUGAUUAAUGUCUACCUCAAUGGAUUUGAUAAGGAAAUUCAAGAACUACGCCUGAAAACGAAUAAGGAGAAUCCUAGGUUCAAUGAAAACGAGCUUGCUGGCUCUUUCUCGGUUUUUCAUAAGCCGUUGAAGGUUCAUGCUGUCCGGUAUUUGGAUGAGAUAUUGAUCAUCACAUCUGGUUCUAAGAUGAUGACAAUGGAUUUGAAGAAGAAGGUUGUAAGGUUUCUAGAUGAGGAGUUGGAUUUGAAGGUGGAUGGACAGAUAACUGUUAUUCACAGCGCGGUUUCUGAGAAGAUUGAUUUCAUGGGGAUGGAACUUCAGGCCGUUGCGCCUUCAGUUCUCCGGCCAAGAAAGACACAGAAGGCAAUAAGGGCGCAUAAGAAGCAUCUCAGGCAGAAGCAAGUCAGGCUUAUGGAGUUGAAAAGUGCGAAAGAGAGGAAUAGGAAGAAGUUGGGGAUGAAGUUAUUGAGUCACGUGUUUAAGAAGUCGAAGCAAAGCAAUGGAUUCAAGUUUGAUUUCCAGAUAGAGGAUGAAGUGAGGCAGAUCUUCAGCACUUGGGCUGAUGAAGUCGUCCAGGAGUAUUCGGCAUCUGUGGACGAGAGAUGGGAGUGGCAUCGGAUGCUAUCAGCCGGUGAUUUCCUCUCCUUGAGAAGGAUUAGGGAUCAGCUGCCACACGAGCUAGUUGAUGCGUACGACAACUUCCAACUGCAAGUGGACAAUUAUCUAAAGCCGGUGAAAGCCAAGAGGGAAUUGGAGGAUGAAGUGACAAGGCAAGAGGAAGAAGAGGAAGAGAAGUAUGCUCAAAGAACAGUCGAGGAUUUGACAAGGCGGUGCAUCAAAGUCGAGGCUCCCAUUGAACUUUUAAAGAAGGCAGUCAAGAUGGUCGGAUUCACAAACCAAAUGGGCCGUCCGAGGCCUCUCAGUUUGCUCAUGGUUCUUGAAGAUAUCAACAUUAUCAAGUGGUACGCUGGGGUGGGAAGAAGAUGGCUGGAUUUCUACAGCUGCUGUCACAACUUCAAGAAAGUUAAGAUUAUCGUAAGUUAUCAUCUUAGAUUCUCUUGCAUCCUAACAUUAGCAGAGAAGCACGAAGCCACCAAACGUGCAGCUAUGAGCCAUUUCACCAAGGAUUUGAAAGUCUCCGGUGCUGAUGGAACUGAACAAGUGUACUUCCCUUCAGAAAGGGAGAUCACAGUUAUGAGAGAGAGAAAUCUCUCCGAUCCCAAGCCUGUAGAUGGCGCUCUGACAAUGGCAUUGAUCAGCUUGGCCUCGGAUGAGCCCCAUCACCGAUGCACUGCUCAUUUCUGCGGCAAUGCAGACACGACGUGUUACAGGAUUCAUCUACUGCAGAACCAUCUUGACGUGAACCCGUUAGAUGAUAAAUCCUGGGUUCGUGGAAUGGGCGCGAUCCACGACAGUCUACAGAGGAAAUGUGCCCCUCUUUGUCGUCACCAUAUUAGUGAAUUAUACAUGGGAAGAUUGACUCUGCAAGAUCUUGAUUGCACUGCUUUUGUAGAUGUCGACUGAUUGUAUGUAUAUGGUGUAUUGUUUCA
Molecule: messenger RNA, 2343 nt
Organism: Salvia miltiorrhiza (redroot sage)
Lineage: Eukaryota; Viridiplantae; Streptophyta; Magnoliopsida; Lamiales; Lamiaceae
Product: nuclear intron maturase 3, mitochondrial
Exons: 1
Coding region: 23-2317 (764 amino acids)
Biological process (GO): mRNA processing
Source: RefSeq, a predicted model, not a curated record